Molecule: messenger RNA, 7059 nt
Organism: Oncorhynchus keta (chum salmon)
Lineage: Eukaryota; Metazoa; Chordata; Actinopteri; Salmoniformes; Salmonidae
Product: chloride channel protein 2-like
Biological process (GO): transmembrane transport; chloride transport
Cellular component (GO): membrane
Molecular function (GO): voltage-gated chloride channel activity
Source: RefSeq, a predicted model, not a curated record
UUAAGAAGAACGCACCACCAGCUCCCGGUAAAUGGGAAACGCUUGACACAGACGGAACCGCAUUGCAUCAUGGACAUAUGGUACCCAACUCGAGCCCUGCGGGAAAGAGACUAGCCCAUUGCAGCUUUAUUUAUAGAAUACUAAUUUAUGCCAAAAAUAACAGUCACAGUCAAACACAUUCGACCGGAUAGCUCUGUUGUCGCUCAUAGGCUUCAGAUGCAGCUGCUGUCUAAAGGCAUGCGCAUCGACGCGGAUAAACGCAGAAGUUUGGGGUGCUGCGUGUGCAGCGUGGGUGCACACAGCUAUUCGCGCCAACCAGUCAAAGCACCAGCAACAGGCCACCGGUUAUCACGUUUACCCGCGGAGAAGAGUGAAUGAGAUAGGAGAGUGCCUCUGCUUAUGGAUUAAAUGAAAACUGAUCAAGGGGGAAAACUCAAGCUUUGAAGUUGGAGUUUAUGCGCAGAACGCGCGAAAAUAGUCUUCACUUUGAUUCACUCUGUUACACGAAAGAUGGAGGGGCGCAGCUGACAGUUAGGGACCGUAGCCUCGAAGAGGAGAAGCACACCGGAGGAACCGAACUGCCAGAGAAGGGAAAUAUGUAUGGGCGUUACACACAGGAGCUCGGUGUGUAUGCCAAGGAGGAGGCGGCCCGCCUGCGUGAUGGCGGGGGACUGCGGAGGUCCACCAGUGUUCGCAGCCGGUCGGCAGAGCUGCUAGAGUAUGAGAAAGACCCCUGCGCCAAGUGUCAUGUUUGUACAUCUCGCUGUCAGAAGUUCCUGAUCUCUCGUGUGGGCGAGGACUGGAUCUUUCUCAUCCUCCUGGGUCUGGUCAUGGCCCUGGUCAGCUGGGUGAUGGACUACGCUAUAGCCUUCUGUCAACAAGCUCAGAAGUGGAUGUACGGGGGACUGAACAGUAACAUGCUCCUGCAGUACCUGGCCUGGGUCACCUACCCAGUCGUGCUCAUCACUUUCUCAGCAGGGUUCACACAGAUACUGGCCCCGCAGGCUGUGGGUUCGGGUAUCCCAGAGAUGAAGACCAUUCUUAGAGGUGUGGUACUUAAGGAGUAUCUCACCUUUAAAACCUUUGUGGCCAAGGUUAUCGGGCUGACCUGUGCUCUGGGCAGUGGCAUGCCCCUGGGAAAGGAGGGCCCGUUCGUUCAUGUGGCCAGUCUGUGUGCAGCUCUCCUGAGUAAAUUCAUGGCUGCGUUGUUUGGUGGGAUUUACAUGGAAGAGCCCUUUGAGGGAAACAAGAAUGAGUUGAGGAACACAGAGAUGCUAUCAGCAGCGUGUGCAGUAGGGGUGGGAUGCUGCUUUGCUGCCCCUAUUGGAGGUGUGCUCUUCAGCAUUGAGGUAACGUCAACGUUCUUUGCGGUGAGGAACUACUGGAGGGGCUUUUUUGCUGCCACCUUCAGCGCCUUCAUCUUCAGAGUACUGGCUGUGUGGAACCAGGACGAAGAGACCAUCACGGCUCUUUUUAAGACACGUUUCCGUCUGGACUUCCCCUUUGACCUCCAGGAGUUGCCAGCCUUCGCCAUCCUGGGGAUUGCGUGUGGUUUUGGUGGGGCCCUAUUUGUCUACCUGAACAGACUGAUAGUAGAGUGUGUGAGGAAACAGAAGACCAUCAACAAGUUCCUGCUUAGGAAACGUCUGGUGUUUCCUGCCAUGGUCACCUUGAUCAUCUCAACCCUUAUUCCCCCUGGGUUUGGACAGUUCAUGGCUGGACAGCUGACGCAGCAUGAGUCACUGGUGGCGUUGUUGGACAACCGCACGUGGUCUCGCCAGGGUGUUGCCGAGGAGUUUGACUACAUCAGCCACUCCCACGCCUGGAAACACCCCCAGGUCAAUGUCUUCAUCACUCUCAUCUUCUUCAUUGUGAUGAAGUUCUGGAUGUCUGCAGUAGCUACCACCAUGCCUGUACCAUGUGGGGCCUUCAUGCCAGUUUUCCUCAUUGGUGCAGCAUUUGGGCGUCUGGUAGGCGAGACCAUGGCAGUCAUGUUCCCUGAUGGCAUCCAUGCAGAUGGCAGUGUCUAUCCCAUAGUGCCUGGUGGCUAUGCUGUUGUGGGUGCGGCAGCGUUGUCGGGGGCUGUGACUCACACAGUGUCGACGGCAGUCAUCGUGUUUGAGCUGACGGGUCAGAUCAGCCACAUCCUGCCGGUGAUGAUAGCUGUGAUCCUGGCCAACGCCGUAGCCCAGUCCCUCCAGCCCUCGCUGUAUGACUCUAUCAUCAGGAUCAAGAAACUACCCUACCUCCCUGAGCUUGGUAUGGGGCACCAUGAGAAGUAUAACGUCCGUGUGGAGGACAUCAUGGUUAGAGACGUGCGUUACAUCACUCUCUCCUCCUCCUAUCGAGAUGUACAGGAGGUCCUGCUGAUUGGACAGCUCAAAACACUGGCCCUGGUCGAGUCCACGGAUUCUAUGAUCCUGUUGGGUUCUAUAGAGCGCUCUCAGCUCCAGUCACUCCUGUCCCUCCAGCUGGGUCCAUCGCGCAGGCUAGACCACCUCCGGAGGCACGCCAAGGACAAUGACACACAUACACUGGACACACACACACACCUGUCCAACCUGGGCACCAUGGACAAUCCCCUAAGACCACCCUGCACACACACACAUUCCAACAGCACCAGUAACAGCGCACGCCAUGGGGUCCGCUUCGUGGUGAGUGUAGCGGAGAUCUCAACAGAGGAGUCCUCCUUCAGCCAAGCUGUGUCCAUCUCUCAGCUGCCACUCAAGUCGGCUAUGAAAACUGUCCCUACUACUCACAACACAGAGGCAACCAACAGUAUGCACACUCUCUCAAUUAAUAGAGACACGCUGACUCCGUCUCCUCUCUCAGGCUCUCAGCAGACCCUCUCCUGUGGUGACCCUGAAAGAGAGCUACUCGAGAGCCUGGCAGAGCUGGAGGCUCCUGAAAGCAGGGGGCCCAAACGCGUCAAGAUCUCCAUGGCGGCGGAGUCUCCUGAAGUCGAGGAUGACAUGACCACAAACGAAAUAGCGGAGUGGGAGGAGCAACAGUUGGACGAGCCAGUGGAUUUCAACAACUGCAAGAUUGACCCAGCCCCUUUUCAGCUGGUGGAGCGGACGUCUCUGCAUAAGACUCACACCAUAUUCUCUUUGCUGGGGCUGGACCAUGCCUAUGUGACCAGUACUGGACGACUGGUGGGAGUCGUCUCCCUUAGGGAGCUUCGUAAGGCCAUAGAAGGCUCAGUGACCGUGACAGGAGUGAAAGUUCGCCCCCCACUGGCCAGUUUCCGUGACAGCGGCAAUAACACCACCAACGUUUCGGAGGUGACAGAGCUACACAAGCUUUGGAACCGCCACAGAGGCCUCUCGUUACCACGGGACCCCACCCCGCCUGACAUGGAGGACCAAUUGAACGAUAUGUAUGAGGAGAGUCCUGUCCACUUCACACAGGACCAAUCAGAUUUGGAGUUUGAAACCAGCCCCGCUGACAAUACCGACCUGCCAUCGGAAUUGGUUCUUCAGGAAAGCCUCUCACUAACGGAGGACCAAACAGAAGAGUUUAUCUUAGAGUGCAGCCCUUCCCACACUGACGAAUCAGAGCUAGCCUGUGAUUUUGACCACCCCCACCUCCCUGAGACUUAUCAAUCGGAGCCGGCGAAGGAACUUGGAACCCCGCCCGAGAACAUACAGCAAAUGGACCAAUCAGAACUGCAGUGUGAGUGAAGUACCACUGAGGACCAAUCGGAAUGACAGAAGGGGUGACGGACGAUUCAAUGGUUUGUUGAGGAUUCUACAACCUUACAGGUCAUUUUCACCUCAAUCUCCAAGCUGGAUGUCUGUGUCCACGAUGUAUUGGUGUGUGUUUGGGUGGACGUGUUUAGAGACCAGAAGUCCUCACAACAAUAGUAAACGAACGAAAAUAUGACCAACUGGGGACAUUUUGUUAGUCCCCACAAGGUCAAGUGCUAUUUCUACAGGGUUUAGGAUUGUUAGAAUUGCCCAUGCAGCCAUCUGGUAUUGACACUACUUUACCCCAAAUGAGUGAGAGAGAGGGUGAGAAGGAACAACAUGACCAGACAAAGGGAUAGAGAGAGGGUGAGAAGGAACAACAUGACCAGACAAAGGGAUAGAGAGAGGGAAGAGAAAGGAGUGUCCCACUUUGGAUUAAAUGGCCUAUAAAAUCUAAGUGCUGUAUUUACAUGGUAGCUACAUUCAUAUCUGAGGAAAGGACUUUAAAGUGGGAUGGAAAAGGGAUAUUUAAGACAAAAUGUUAAGUAACCACCUUAAGGCAGCUGAGAAAAGACUAAUACAUUGGCAUCGCUCAGUCAUAAAAUGCACAGGUUUAAGAACAUUUGUAAAGAUCAUUGUAAUUAACAUGCAUUUAACUCAAAGUACAUGUAGCCUUGUCUGGCGUUAAGGUCGUAGGACAGAAGUUAGAGAGUUUCUUGUAACAGUGUUUUGGUCACAGUACAUUUUGUAUCAUUACGUUCCUAGCGAUAGGUAAUGAUUUUUCACACAUCAUUGUUCCUACUGUACAAUAUGUCUCUGGAAUGAUUUUAGUGUUAAUGACAGGAAAGUUUGGUUAUGUGGAGAGACAACAGUGAAACUCAGAAUACAUCGAAGUUAAGCACACACACACUCUCACGUAGUAAUACAUAUUUGUUCACCAACAUACAAAAUAAUAUUCCUAAGACAUAGCGCGCACACACACUGAAAAUGAUUUAUACAGUCUGCCUGGCAUCACAACCAUUUUAGAAAUAUGUACUACCAACUUAGAAGCACAGUCAUAACUCUCCACGUCUGCAGAUAAGCAAUAAAAGCCUUGGUUGAAAGAUUAAACUGUGUGUGACUGUUCUCCACUGUCAUUCAAGACGCAUGUUAAAUCAUUAAAUCACUUGACAAUAGAAUUAAAAUGUAUUAUGGCUCAAAACUAUGUAAAACUAUGCUAUCACAACUGGUACAUUUUCAUCUUAAAGAAUAAUCAGCUGUGCAAUAAUUUGUCUUCAGAUAGAAUGUGAAGUAGUGCUCGCCAUGUAAAAUAUGUAAAAAUAGUUUAAUGUAGAGUAAUAAGCUAAUUAACAGAACAUCUAGUUAAGCAAUAAGUCCGACGUUUCUCUCUUUAUAUUGCCCCGGCCUGUAUAUGCGUUGUACAUAUGAAAAUAGAUUGACGGAAAUCUACGCACACUCUUGUGCAUAGGAGAAUAUGCAUUUGAGAUUAACAGCCAUUGUUAUUUUUCAGAGAACAUGACAAUUUGUUUUUUGUACAUCAGUGAUGGAUUAAAUUAACAAAACUUUGAGAUGUAACUCUGUUCUGUGUGUUGGGCAAAUGAUCAAAGAGUGAAAAUCUUUUAUUUAAUUUUUUAAUCAUGUUUAUUUAUCCAGGACAAACCCCAUGACAUGACUUCACAGCAUGGUCUAACAAUCCAUAGAGAACCAAUGAAAUAAAACUUCACAGAAGUAUUCAAAACCUUUCUCAGUAAUCCAGUUUCAACACUCAAAUACAUAGUAACAUUGGCAAAGAUUGUGAGAAAGUGAGACAAAGGGAAGGAAGGAUAAUAAGUAAAGGCCAGACAUCACUAAAUUACAUAGUGUCUUCAAGCUCUGUCAAGUUGGUUGUUGAUCAUUCCUAGGGCAGCCAUUUUUAAGUCUUGCCAUGGAUUUUCUCAGGAACAUUCAAUUCCAGUAUAUAUUUGGCAUUAUGUUUUAAGUUAUUGUCCUGCUGAAAGGUGAAUUUGUGUCUGUUGGAAAUCAGACAACCAGGUUUUCCUCUAGGAUUUUGCCUGUGCUUAGCUCUAUUCUGUUUUUUUUUAUCCUAAAAAAAACCUCCCUAGUCCUUGCUGAUGACAAGCAUACCCUUAACAUGACACAGCCACAACCAUGCUUGAAAAUACUCAGUAAUGUGCAUUUGUAUUCAGGACAUAAAGUACAUUUUUUGGCAGUUUUACUUUACUGCCGUAUUACAAACAAGAUGUUUCGGAAUAUUUGAGGAUGGAUCAACUAUAUUUGUAACUACAAUAUUGUUGAUCCAUCCUCAGUUUUCUCCUUUCACAACCAUUAAACUUAUGGUAGAAUCCCUGAGCACUUUCCUUCCUCUCCGGCAACGGAGUUAAGGACACGUAUCUUUGUAGUGACUGGGUGUAUUGAUACACCAUCCAAAGAGUAAUUAAAAACUUCACCAUGCUCAAAGGGAUAUUCAAUGUCUGCUUUUUUAUUUUUACCCAUCUACCAAUAGCGGCCUUUCUUUGUGAAGCAUUGGAACACCUCUUUUGUCUUUGUGGUUGAAUCUGCUUUUGAAAUUCACUGCUCGACUGAGGGACCUUACAAUUCAUUUUAUGCGUGGGGUACAGAGAUGAGGUGGUCAUUCAAAGCAUGUUAAACACUUAUUGCACAUAGAGUCCAUGCAAUUUGUGACUUUAGUAGAUUUUUACUCCAGAUUUGUACUCCUUGACUCAAGACAUUUCAGCUUCUCAUUUUUUAUUAAUUAAAAAAAUAUAUAUAUACAAAUAUAAUUCCACUUUGACAUUAUGGGGUAAUGUGUGUAGGCCAGUGACACACAAUCUCUAUUUAAUCCAUUUUAAAUUCAGGCUGUAACAACACAAUCUAGAAUAAGUCAAGGGGUGUGAAUAACUUCUGAAGGAAGUGUUUCUAAGAGUUGACAGACUAUCCAAGGUGUACACCUACAAGAUGAAACAUCACAUUUAAAUGCUUUCCACCGUAGCUUCUGAAUGGAACGAAGCCACGCCUGACGAGCCUCUGUCGGAGAGCCACUCUCUACCCUGAAACACACUCCUAUCCUCUUCUUCCUCUCUAAGAAACUCAGAGUGAGAGGUUGAAUAGCAGGAGUCAAACCUAGCUAGCCCGGUCACCCACUGGAGUAGGCGGGUUGUUCUGAGAUGUAGGCCUAUCACAGUGCAGGCUAAUCCUCACCAUCCACUAGGGAAUGGGCUAGCCCGGUCACCCCCUGGAGUAGGCGGGUUGUUCUGAGAUGUGGGCCUAUCACAGUGCAGGCUGUUUCUGCUAGAACUUCAAAGCUGUCUGUCUUGGCCUGGAAUGGCACUCGGGGCUCGUGGUUGGACGUUGAAGUCUGAGGGAGAAUCAA